Molecule: messenger RNA, 3562 nt
Organism: Phalaenopsis equestris
Lineage: Eukaryota; Viridiplantae; Streptophyta; Magnoliopsida; Asparagales; Orchidaceae
Product: tyrosine-sulfated glycopeptide receptor 1-like
Exons: 1
Coding region: 198-3386 (1062 amino acids)
Biological process (GO): protein phosphorylation
Molecular function (GO): receptor serine/threonine kinase binding; protein kinase activity; ATP binding
Source: RefSeq, a predicted model, not a curated record
AGUCAACACUUUGCUCUCUUCUUCCUUCAUUCCUGCAUUAACAGUCUGGCAUGCGAAACAAAUGCACAACUUUCACCCCAUUGCCGCCACCACUGAUUUUACAAUUCAACGCAAGCGUCCAUGAUUGCUAAAGCUCCAGAUUGUUUCAGGUUCACAUCAAAAUUGCUUGAAGCAGAUUUUUAAUGAGGUAAUAAACCAUGGCAAACCAUAGCAAUAGUAACUGUCCUUUCUUCCUUCUAUCAUUUUCUAUCAUCCUCUUUCUCCUCUUAUUUCCUGUUCCCAAUGAUGGCUGCUCGCAAAAGGAGGCGAGUUCGCUGCUCAAUUUUCGAUCAAACCUCACCUUUACUUCCACUGAUAACAUUCUUAGAUCUUGGGUUACCACUAAUGAUUGUUGCCAGUGGGAAGGGAUCACAUGUGAUGGCAAUGGAAUGGUUGAUGUCAUAUCUUUGCCUCUCAAAGGUCUCGGAGGUAGAAUCUCUAAUUCUCUUGCAGGUCUGUCUCACCUAACUCAACUAAAUCUCUCAUCUAAUAGGCUCAACGGCCACCUCCCUAUUGAAAUUCUCUCGCUUCAGAGUCUUUUCAUCUUGGAUGUUAGCUUCAACCAUCUAUCUGGUGAACUAUUAACCCCGCCAUUAGGUAACUACUCCUUGCAGGUACUUAAUCUGUCCAACAAUUUCUUCUCCGGUCCCUUCCCCAGUAUGGGCAAUCUAUUUCAAUUUCUUAAGGUACUGAAUAUAAGCAACAACUACUUCUUUGGUCCAUUUCCCUCCUCAAUUUGUAGCCUGUCACAUAAACUCGGGUCCAUGGACCUGUCUCACAACGAAUUCGAAGGUAAUAUCCCCCCAGGGCUCGGCAGUUGCUUGUUCCUGACUGAGUUUCAAGCAGGGGUAAAUAAUCUGAUCGGGCAAAUCCCAAAAGAUCUUUUCGACAUGACCUCUCUGCAGCUCCUUUCCUUGCCAUUUAAUCAGCUCUCAGGGGUGCUUGAUGGCGCACUUAUGUCCAAACUAUUGAAUCUAACCCAUCUUGACCUUAGUGCCAAUCUUCUAAGUGGUGAGUUGCCAGCCUCGCUCAGCUAUAUGCCAUUCCUGGAGCAACUGGUCUUACAUGAUAAUCAGCUUAUUGGUGAGCUGCCUCCAGAAUUAGCCAACUGUACCAAGCUUAAGACUCUUGAUCUCAGGUUCAAUAGGUUCAAUGGAACUUUGGCUACAGUAAACUUCACCAGCCUCUCCAACCUUAGCAUGCUUGAUUUAGGGAACAAUAACUUCACUGGAGAAAUACCGAAAAGUUUGUACACAUUGAAGUCCCUCAAAGCAUUAAGGCUGGCUAGAAAUUCUCUGGAAGGACAUAUUGCUCCAGCUAUAUUGGAGCUGCAAGACCUAUCCUACCUUUCUCUAUCCAGUGAUGGUCUAAUGAACAUCACAACAGCACUUAAUAUCCUCAAAGAUUGCAAGAAACUCACUGCAAUCAUGCUGGCAAAGAACUUCUUUAAAGAGGCCAUACCAGUAGAUAAUGAGUGGGAGGAGGGGUACUUCCAAAAUCUUCAGGUCCUGAGUCUAGCUGGUUGUGAGUUGAUCGGCCAAGUACCUCUCUGGUUAUCCAACCUCAGCAAACUCUUGGUCCUGGAUUUAUCUGACAAUCACCUGACAGGUCCAAUCCCUGCAUGGUUGGGCUCCUUGCCAAACCUUUUCUAUCUAGACUUGUCAGGGAACCUUCUAUCCGGAGAGAUUCCGGCAGAAAUUACAGGAUUACAUGCACUGAUGAUGGAUCAAUUUGAGUUCCAUAUUGAUCAAGGUUUUCUCGACUUUCCAGUGUUUAUCAUGCCUGCAAAAGGAGCUAGCCUGCAGUACAAUCAGCUGACAGAGCUUCCACCUGCAAUAAUCCUUCGAAACAACACCCUGCAAGGCACAAUACUUCCACAAAUUGGCCAGCUGAAGAAUCUUCAAGUGUUAGAUCUUAGCCACAACUAUUUCUCAGGUAUCAUCCCUAUGCAGCUCUGCAAUCUCACCAACUUGGAAAAGCUGGACCUUUCCACCAAUAAUAUCAGUGGCAUGAUACCUUCCUUGUUGAACAACCUACACUUCCUUUCUUCAUUCAGUGUGGCCUACAAUAAUUUAGAGGGGCCAAUUCCAUCAGGUGGACAAUUUGAUUUAUUUUCUAUAUCCAGCUAUGAAGGAAACAGUAAACUCUGUGGAAAAAUGUUGCGCAAUUGCUCAAACCAAACAAGAAAAGCAUUUCCUUCAGAGAACGAACAUAUGAACAAGAAAACCAUAGUCAGCAUGGUAUUUGGCAUCAUUUUUGGAGGAGUUUUCGUCCUUAUAAUUUCUAUUCUCAUCACAUGUAAUAAAAUGAAAAGUAAGCAAAGCAGACGCAAUGGGACUAUGGUAAAGUUCAAUAUAAGUUCAACAAGCUCAAACCCCAGCCUUCCAUGCAUUAGUAACAUAUUUGUCAUGAUGCCAAAUCUGGAAACCUCUUCCACAAAGAACCUUGUUCUUUCUGACAUAUUGAGGGCUACAAAUAACUUCGACCAGGAAAGCAUCAUUGGUCUCGGGGGCUUUGGGAUGGUUUACAAGGCUACACUUUUGGAUGGGUCCAAGCUUGCAAUUAAGAGAUUGUCUGGAGAAAAAUGCCUACUGGAAAGACAAUUCAGGGCAGAGGUGGAGGCCCUAUCUAGUGCACGACACAAGAAUCUGGUGUGCCUCCAGGGUUACUGCAUGCAUGGAAGCUCAUGGUUAUUAAUGUAUUCAUACAUGGAGAAUGGCAGCCUUGACUACUGGCUGCAUGAGAGGGAAGAUGGUGGUUCCGUGCUCAAUUGGCCUGCUAGGCUGAAGAUUGCACAAGGUGCCAGCCGAGGCCUGUGCUACAUUCAUGAGACUUGUGAGCCCCACAUUGUCCACAGAGAUAUCAAGUCUAGCAAUAUUCUCCUUGAUAAGAACUUUGAGGCUCAUGUAGCAGAUUUUGGAUUGUCUCGCUUGAUCCUUCCUUAUGACACACAUGUGACAACUGAGCUGGUAGGCACUAUUGGCUACAUACCCCCAGAGUAUGGGCAAGGAUGGGUGGCCACUUUGAGAGGGGAUAUGUAUAGCUUUGGUGUUGUCCUCCUGGAGCUCCUCACUAGAAGGCGGCCAGUUGAGCUGUUCAAGUCCAAGGAAUCAUCACAACUAGUCGUUUGGGUGAACCUGAUGAGACAUCAGGGAAAACAUAGUCAAGUCUUUGAUCAUCUGCUGAAAGGAAAAGGGUUUGAGGACCAAAUGUUGAAGUUUCUUGAUGUUGCUUGCAUGUGUGUAGAUGAAAAUCCCCUUGAAAGGCCCACAAUUGGGGAAGUAGCAGUUUUGCUAGAAAAAAUGGGUGUUGAAAUCAAAUGCAAUAGUGACAUUCAAUUAUCGUAGAAAAAGAAGUGCUAGAAAAGCUUGAGGUGUUUAUUCUCUUAGUGGGUAUUUGUAUACAAAACUAUACAAAAAAAGGAUAAAUAAUUAAAAAAACAAGCAAAAGAAUUUGCCUUUAGUUAUCUGUUGUUUGAUAGCUUAGAGAUCAUUGAUCGAUGCCAAUGAAGCAGCGCAUGAGC